This is a messenger RNA of Aricia agestis (brown argus), 1245 nucleotides long. RefSeq names its product galactosylgalactosylxylosylprotein 3-beta-glucuronosyltransferase I-like (gene GlcAT-I). Gene Ontology annotation, molecular function: galactosylgalactosylxylosylprotein 3-beta-glucuronosyltransferase activity. Gene Ontology annotation, biological process: chondroitin sulfate proteoglycan biosynthetic process; carbohydrate metabolic process. The transcript has 6 exons. Gene Ontology annotation, cellular component: Golgi membrane. The record is from RefSeq and is a predicted model, not a curated record. NCBI's taxonomy places the organism in Eukaryota, Metazoa, Arthropoda, Insecta, Lepidoptera, Lycaenidae. The coding region runs from base 224 to 1150 and encodes 308 amino acids.
UGUCGUGUUGCUCAAAAGUUUGGUUUACUCACGAAUGCACCAAAAUUAUUUUCUGGAGACUGGAAGUGGACUUCAGUAGACAGAAUUGGAUAAUAAAACUACUCAAAGUAUUAAUUAGAUGAAGUGUGCGCGGCCGGGAUAUCGCUGUUUGCAGUGCCAAUAAUGUGUAUUCGGAAGUCGACGUGUUAAAAUCGGAGUACCGAUAAAUUAUUCUGACAAUAAGAUGCCUUUUGUUCAAAUCAAAAAGCAGUAUUUAGCAUUCGCGAUGUUACUCUUCGUAGCGCUAUUCCUGUUCAACAGUCGGCCAGCAUUCCAGUGUCAGUAUACUACGGAAAUGCCUGUAUCGUACCUUCCAACGAUCUAUGGCAUCACUCCGACUUACGCCAGACUUGCCCAAAAGGCCGAUCUCACAAGAUUGUCUCAAACUUUGAUGCUGGUUAAGAACUUUCAUUGGAUUGUCAUCGAAGAUUCUGAGACUAAAACACCAUUGGUUGCUAAUUUAUUGAAAGAGUCCACCCUAAAAUAUACUCAUCUGAAUGCUAAAACCCACAAGUCAAAGCAAUCUACUGAAAUGGAUGUCAAUAUUUGUGUGUUUAAAUUGGACUCAUACUUCACUCGUUGGUAUUGUGCUAGUGGUGUAGAGCAAAGGAAUGAAGCUUUAAAUUGGCUUCGAAAUCAUUUAUCCAGUGCAACAGAUAAAAGAGGUGUAGUGUAUUUCAUGGAUGACGACAACACAUAUUCAUUAAAAGUAUUUGAUGAGAUGCGUAAAAUCAAGAACAAAGUGGGUGUGUGGCCGGUUGGCAUAGUUGGUGGUAUGAGAGUGGAGAUGCCACUUGUCACAGAUGGCAAGGUCUCCGGGUACAAUGCUGUGUGGAAACCCUUCAGACCUUUCCCCAUAGAUAUGGCAGGGUUUGCCAUCAAUGCGACCCUGUUCCUGGACCAUCCUGAAGCCAAGUUCUCUAGGAAGGUGCAGUCUGGGUUUCAGGAGAGUGAGAUUCUCAAGUACUUCGCGACGAAGGACGACUUGGAACCCCUGGCCGAGAACUGCACGAAGGUGUAUGUGUGGCACACGCGCACUCAGAAACCCUCCAUACUGGAUCCCAAGAAACUGAAGCAUCCGCCGCUACCUGACGGCCAUAUUGAGGUGUAAAUAGUAGAUACUAACCAGGAAUCCACUGAGCAACAUUUGUAGCGCAACUCAUAAUAUCGAAGCUGUAUUUUUUUUUUAAAUGAAAUAAGGGGGCA